AUGACGCUGCAGGUGGACGUCGAUGCUCGGGACAAGCCUCGUCCAUCCACCCCCCUCCCCCUUCCCAGGAGCGAGGAACAGAGAGCACCACGCAAGAGAGGGCGGCUAAGCAGCGAGGCUCAUGGGGACGACGACGUGCAUUAUGUGAAUGGGCUGCCUGUCUGCCUGCGCUGGGCUGCUGCUGGCUGGCUGGCGCUGGCUGGCGGGGAGGAUGAUGCUGCCAGGGUGACGCCGGCGAGGAAGACGAGACAGACACAAAGAACAGCAAAAGAACGGCGCAAAGAAGAGAAUGAAGAAGAAGUUGAAGUGAAGAAGAGAAGAAGAGGAAGAAAAGAUGAGGUUGAAGAAGAGGAGAAGUUGACGUUGAAGAUGAAGUCGAGGAGUUGA
Messenger RNA from Nannizzia gypsea CBS 118893, 387 nucleotides. RefSeq lists its product as hypothetical. The record is from RefSeq and is a predicted model, not a curated record. Lineage: Eukaryota; Fungi; Ascomycota; Eurotiomycetes; Onygenales; Arthrodermataceae. Bases 1 to 387 code for a protein of 128 amino acids. The transcript is spliced from 3 exons.